Messenger RNA from Zasmidium cellare ATCC 36951, 957 nucleotides. RefSeq lists its product as uncharacterized. The transcript has 3 exons. Gene Ontology annotation, cellular component: endoplasmic reticulum. NCBI's taxonomy places the organism in Eukaryota, Fungi, Ascomycota, Dothideomycetes, Mycosphaerellales, Mycosphaerellaceae. The coding region runs from base 1 to 957 and encodes 318 amino acids. Gene Ontology annotation, molecular function: oxidoreductase activity. The record is from RefSeq and is a predicted model, not a curated record.
AUGGCCUCCCAAGACUUGUUCGCCCCCAACUACAUCUUCGGCGUCUACAUCCCCUCCGCCCUGCUCAUCGGCGGCGCUGCUGUCUUCAAGGCCGAAUGGAUCCCCUUUGCAGUCGCCGCGGCGGCAGCAUUGGGUGGUCUGCAGUUCUUGCUCGGUCAAGGACCCAAGCACAUCCCAGUCCUCAAGCCUGACGAAUUCCAAGAAUUCCCCAUCUCGGAGAAGAAACAAAUCUCCCACAACACCGCCAUCUACCGCUUCAAGCUGCCCACCGAGACCAGCAUCCUCGGCCUCCCCAUCGGCCAGCACAUCUCCCUCGCCGCGACCCUCGACGUCACCGACCCCAAGACCAGCAACGUCGAGCGCAAGGAAGUCGUGCGAUCCUACACGCCCAUCUCCUCCGAUGUCGAACCGGGCUACUUCGACCUCAUCGUCAAGAGCUAUCCCACCGGCAACAUCUCGCGUCACCUGGCAACUCUCAAUGUCGGCGAUAACAUGAAGGUCAGAGGCCCCAAGGGCGCCAUGGUGUACACCCCCAACAUGGUGCGCCAUUUCGGCAUGAUUGCCGGUGGGACUGGUAUCACUCCCAUGCUGCAGGUUGCGCGUGCGAUUCAGAGAGGACGCAAGAGUGGGGAUAGGACCAAGGUCGAUCUCAUCUUCGCCAACGUCAACCCGGAGGAUAUCUUGCUCAAGGACGAUUUGGACCAGUUGGCCAAGGAGGAUCCGGAUUUCAAUGUUUACUAUGUGCUGAACAACCCGCCGGAGAACUGGAAGGGUGGUGUUGGGUUCGUUACGGGUGACAUGAUUAAGGAACGCCUUCCAUUGCCUGCCAAGGAUGUCAAGAUUCUCAUUUGCGGUCCUCCUCCUAUGGUGUCGGCUAUCAAGAAGGCCACUGAGGCAUUGGGCUUCGAGAAGGCGAGAGCUGUCAGCAAACUCGACGACCAGGUCUUUGCCUUCUAA